AUGGUAAAAGUGUUGUACUCCAUCCACAAAGAGGGAAUAUAUGUCUGCCCACUCCAUGUAGAGAUGAGGCUCAAACCACUGGGACAAACCAAGAGACUCAAACCACUGGGACAAAUCAAGAGGCUCAAACCACUGGGACAAAUCAAGAGGCUCAAACCACUGGGACAAACCAAGAGGCCCAAACCACUGGGACAAAUCAAGAGGCUCAAACCACUGGGACAAAUCAAGAGGCUCAAACCACUAGGACAAAUCAAGAGGCUCAAACCACUGGGACAUAGACCAAGAGGCUCAAACCACUGGGACAAACCAAGAGGCUCAAACCACUGGGACAAAUCAAGAGGCUCAAACCACUGGGACAAACCAAGAGGCUCAAACCACUGGGACAAAUCAAGAGGCCCAAACCACUGGGACAAAUCAAGAGGCUCAAACCACUGGGACAAACCAAGAGGCUCAAACCACUGGGACAAAUCAAGAGGCUCAAACCACUGGGACAAAUCAAGAGGCUCAAACCACUGGGACAAAUCAAGAGGCUCAAACCACUGGGACAAAUCAAGAGGCUCAAACCACUGGGACAAACCAAGAGGCUCAAACCACUGGGACAAACCAAGAGGCUCAAACCACUGGGACAAAUCAAGAGGCUCAAACCACUGGGACAAACCAAGAGGCUCAAACCACUGGGACAUAAAUCAAGAGGCUCAAACCACUGGGACAUAA
This is a messenger RNA of Mya arenaria, 714 nucleotides long. RefSeq names its product bifunctional endo-1,4-beta-xylanase XylA-like. Bases 1 to 714 code for a protein of 237 amino acids. NCBI's taxonomy places the organism in Eukaryota, Metazoa, Mollusca, Bivalvia, Myida, Myidae. The transcript is spliced from 2 exons. The record is from RefSeq and is a predicted model, not a curated record.